AUGGCGUCGGAUAGUCGCAAGUCACAGCGUAGCCUCAUGGAUAUGCCGAACGAGAUCCUCCUUGAGAUAUGCGAAAAUCUAUGCUCGCAUUGCUCUGAUAUUCCGACAACUUUUCAAAAGGAUCUAUCAAAUCUCAGCAUGACUAGUAAGCGUUUGCGUGCUGUCGCGCUGCCAGUUCUAUACCAUGAUGCUAGCCCUAGAAACACAUCACUGUUUUUGCGGACUAUUACGAGUGCGGAACACAAACACUUGGCUGCUCAGGUACACCGGUUCUGCAAUAGUGGUGACGAUUGCUCCUGGAGCGAUGAGCUGGAUCACAUCUUAAUUCGUCAUCAACUCCUUGGAGAGGUGCUGGCAGAGCUCACAAACGCAAAGCAGCUGGAUAUCAAUGUACCAUGUGGUUCUGACGCUCGAUUGGAUGGCUUACCAAAGAUGCCGGUUCCAAUGGAGUCCGUCACCACCCUCUCAUUGACGCCUUGGGCCGAUGUUGACCUUGGCCAGAUGAGUGACUUCCUGGCCGCGAUGCCAUGUCUUGAGACAUUGAAAGUGAAGGAUUGUAUGUUAGUUACGCAGCGACUGCCUCUUGCAAGAAUUCGCUCCUUGACAUUUCAUCUUGGCCUGAUAGGACCGAAGAGCCUGCAAAACCUUGUUGACUCGUGUCCGAUAUUGGAGCAUCUUGACCUUUAUUUAACCGAUUUCGUUGGCGCAAUGGCACAGUACGAGCCAGCGCCGCUUACGUGGAGCUCGGCGCAGAGCACACUGCAGUCGAGAAGGGAGACUCUGAAGCAUUUGAGAUUGAGACUUGGUCUAGAUCCCUAUGAUUGGGACCAAGUAAGCCCGGAAGAGUAUUAUGGCAGUUUCCGCGGAUUCGAUUCGCUGGAGAGCCUGUGGGUGUUGACAGCUGGCUUUGGCUCAGUGGACGACCAGGGAACUCCCUCAUUCCCCGAAAAUGUGCAACAGUUGGUCACAAUGCUGCCUGGAUCGCUUACUUGCAUCUAUUUCCAAGGCUUCCACGAAAAAUGGAAUAAAAUACAUGUGAUGGCACAGGCGAUUCGAGAGGGACAUUUCCCACGGCUCAAGAGAGUAGUGGUGGAGGAUUAUUCUUCACCAAUAGACACGGAUACACUUCAACAUUGCGAAAGGUUGUCCAAUCGUCCUGGUGUGCGUUUCGAGUAUUUAAGCUACAUGGAAAUGUACACCAGGUGGAAGCAAUGUUCUACACCUGCAUAUGCAAAAAAGGUGAAUAAUGGCAUUGAGUUUCCAAGGGGGUAG
Molecule: messenger RNA, 1272 nt
Organism: Trichoderma aggressivum f. europaeum
Lineage: Eukaryota; Fungi; Ascomycota; Sordariomycetes; Hypocreales; Hypocreaceae
Exons: 1
Coding region: 1-1272 (423 amino acids)
Source: RefSeq, a predicted model, not a curated record